Molecule: messenger RNA, 3989 nt
Organism: Colossoma macropomum (tambaqui)
Lineage: Eukaryota; Metazoa; Chordata; Actinopteri; Characiformes; Serrasalmidae
Gene: luzp2
Product: leucine zipper protein 2
Exons: 12
Coding region: 191-1228 (345 amino acids)
Source: RefSeq, a predicted model, not a curated record
CCCUCACCCGCGCACGCCCCGCUCUCACAGCUGCAACUGACUGUCCGCCACAGCGCGUGUGCGCCAGAGAAAGAGAGACAGAGCAGAGGGAAGGAGAGAGGAGAGGAGAGGCGAAAGGGGAGACCGAGAGAGAAGAAAGAGAGCGAGCGUUCGAGAAACGAAAGAAAAAGAGGAGAGCGAGACAAAAGAGAUGAAAUUCCUCGGCGCUGUUUACGUCCUCCUUCUGCUCCCUGCGUUAAGCUUCAACAGCAGCUAUGAAGUGCUGGAAAAGAAGCUGAAGGAGGUGUUCACAGAGAGGACGGGGAUUUUGCGACAACUCUCAAAAACAUCAAAGGAGCUGGACAGCAUAAAGGGCAACCUGCAGUCACUGAAGAAUGAUGACUCUGUGCCCAAAAAGGACGUGCAGAGGAUUCUGGAGCUCAGUCACAAACAGAGGGAGGAGAUGAAGUCACUCCAGGCAGCUCUUCAGAAGCAACUGGACGAGGCUGCUGAAAAAGCAGAGAAACAGCAAGCCACGAUCAAGUUUCUGAAGAUGGAGAUGGAGAAAAAGACCAAAAUCAUCAAAGACUUGCAGCAGGAGAAUAAAAGCUUGAAGAACAAACUUCUCUCUGGAAACAAACUCUGUGACAUACAUGCAGAAGAGUCCAAAAAAAUCCAGGCCCAACUGAAAGAGCUGAGGUAUGGCAAAAAGGAUUUAAUUUUCAAGGGUCAGCAGCUGAUGGACCUGGAGAACAAGUUGAGAGUUGCCAAAGAGGAACUGGAGAAAGCAGCGCUGGACAAGGAGUCACAGCUGAAGGCCUUGAAGGACACCGUCCAUAUCUGCUUCUCAUCUGUCCUACAUAGCCAGACAGUCAAUUUACACAGACUGCCAGCCACGCCCACCCACCUGAUGAGAUACUCUCCCCUGGUCAACAACUCAAGAGUCACCUUCCAGCAGCCACACGCAAAGGACAUCCCAAAAGUUCCCAGAAUCACAACAAGUAAAUUGCCUGUGAACGUGGAGGUAAUGAGGAGAGAUGGUCCAGGAGUCAAGGACUGCCAGAUGGUAAAGGUUGGUGCAGAAUGUUUCCAGAAUCAGACUGAGAGAACAUCUGUUGAGAUAUCAAAGACUGGCCACAACCAGCCCAGGAGCCCAGAGAGCAGUGGACAUGGCAGCGCACGGACGCCAGCGGACAGUGGCAAGACGGAGGGAGCCCCAGAAAAAACACAAGUGGACAAACACAACUAAGAGACAAUGAGCUAGCAGAUUUUCUGCAUGGUAGAGAUGAAGUCAGAUCAGUUUAAACCCCCCCUCUCUCUCACUCACAGAGCAUAUAAGCACACACACACACACACACACACACACACACACACACACACACACCCACACAUAAAAGGAGUGUGCGCUGCAAAAAAUAGUGCUUUGAAUUGAAUUGAUUUAAAUAUAUCAAUUGGUUGUACAUGAAAUGAAUGAAAUAUAUAAAAUCACAUAAUUGUCUUUCAGUUGACUUCUUUUGGCAACACUUGUGUUUAUGUCAUACAUUUUGAUCAUACAGUACCGUGCAAAAGUCAGAGACCACCGUUUCAUUUGAUUUAUUUUCUAGUCAAAACAGCCAUUAAAGACCCAGGGAACCUAAAUCUGUGUUUUCUUUCUAAUCUAAUCUGGUUAAUCUUGCUCUUGCAGUCAAACAAUAAAAAUAUACUAAGUAUAUCCUUUAAAUAAUAUUCCAAUGACCAAUAAAUGACAUAUGGAGAUAUAUUUCACCAUAUAUCUGUCCUCUUGUAAACUGGACAGUCCUAAUCUUGGGUAAUGGUGAGGAAUGGUUACGGAAGCAAUCACAAGGCUGGUGUCAACUGCCCCGCUCACACAAAACAGUUCCAGAUUCAGAGAAGCUUAGCGAUUCCUUUAUCCAUUCACUAACAUUGUUCAUUCGUCCUUUCCUUUAUUCUGCGUUGCUUCGUCCACCCGUUUGUUUGCCUGCCCCUCCAACCAUCUGCACAUCUGUUCGUCCAUGACCUUUUUGUCCAGUUACCAUCACAUAAAAGCUGGAUAAUGAUUUAAAUUCUAUAUGAGUGGCCGAGCAUGCUAGGCGUGUUGGACAGAGAGCUGUCAAUCAAGCUGCUCAUUAGCCACGCUCGCACAGUUCUCAGCUAGGUCUGAUUAGUGUUUUUUAAGCCGUGUUUUGUCAUAGUUAUAUUGUUUAUUCAUGCUUUGCUAUUUGUUUAAUAUAACUUUAAGUAUAUUAUUCACAAUUCAGCAUCAGGAAAAAAGCUGCCAUUGUUUUGGGAGACUUGCAGUCAGUUUUUCAAAGAAAUCUGCAGGGAUAUUGUCACGACCAAGUAACCCCAAUUACAGUCUUCUCAGCAAUUACUUAUCAGCCCAUAAAAACUUACUUCACAUUUCGGAUGUCCAGUUUCCUUUUUCUCACUAAUGGCUUCUUCACAGCCACACAUCCUUUCAGAUCCAUAGCACUGAGUUGUCUUUUCACGGUGUGAAGAUGGACAGAAACACCUGUGGAUAUUUUCAGAUCUGAAGCAAGAGUGGAGCUUGAUUUUCUCCUCUCUCUCAGAGAUGAAAGCUGUAAUGACUGUUUAUCUGAUGGUGACCAUUUGAUGAUAUUCCAGGUCUUGUAUUUUUUAAUAAAUUUUUGAACAACAGGUUUUGGAAACUCUGGUUUAUUCACUCAUUUUCUUGUGAAUUUCCACUUCCUUAUGCAAGUGGAUUAUCUUAUAUUUAGUCUCCUCAAAAAUGUCUCCUAGCCACUGUAGAUACACAAGAUUAAGAAGUUUCAAGGCAGCUAAGGUGUGUUUGGGUAGUUGCUUCUGUGAAUGUUAGUGUUUCUUUGAACAGUGUCAUAAUGACACAUAAUGGAACAUGAUGUCCUUUGGGAACAGCUUUUGUUGAGAGGACACAGCUGUAACUGGUUGGUUUUAAAAAUGUAAGGAUGGAAAGGUUGAAGUGGCAGUAGGUGCACAAAGGUAAAGAGUGGACAAAUUGCACUUAGUUGUUGAGGCGUUUGUGGAAUUUUCUGUUGAAUACAUGUUUGCUGCUUUUUGAAAAAAUGAAGAACUUGUACAUAGCGGAGGUUUUGACUUGGUUUUGGUUUAGAAAUGGUGUUCUCUGACUUUUGCAACCAAGGUACACAUUUAAAUUGAUAAAAUCUAAAGCACUGUUUUAAGCGCAUUCAAACAUAACACAACACACACACACACACACACACACACACACACACACACACACAUACUUGCUGUAUGUAACACUGCUAUUGUAGAAAAGGAGUCCCCUACGUACAAUUUUGAACUUUCUCGAUGAAUCCCACAGCAUAGUACAAUGGCAUGCACUAUAGACUUUUAGGGUUUGAUUUUAAAAGGUUACAAUGGUACUGGUCAUUUCUUUUUUAUAACUGUUACUUUCUUUGUUAUCUGUUUUCAGUUUGAUUCCAAAAUUGAGGACACAAACUUUCUUUGAUUUGUGAUGUUUGUAGUUGAGAACACUUUCUGGACUGGCACCGUAAGGCCUGAGGCAUAUUCACAAAGCCCCUCAGUGCAGGAGUGGUGCUUCACGCUCAGUUUAGCCAGGUCAGUAAACGAAACAGAAAAAAUAAAACAACACUUGGGUCACUUUUUGAAUGCAGGCCCAGAAAUCUGAAUGCUAAAAUGACUUGUUUAAUUGAACUGGAACUCUUCUCGAAGAGCUAAAAGGUGAAGGUUUGGUUCCUUGUAUGGUGUAGCAAAGGUUAAUUUACUCUCCCUCCAUAAUUCUGAAGUAUUAGUAACUGGAGUUGGCUGGCCAACUUUUACCAUUGAAUAUUUUGAAAGCUUUCGGUGCCAGAGUUAAAGAGAAAAACCCGACUCACAGUGAGUCGUCUCCCUGAGAAUGAUGUGCCAUGCACUGAGUACUUAAUCUACUGCUACAUGUCUCAGUUUCUCUACCUUCUUGUGUCCUUUCAAUAAACCGUGAUUUUCGCUAAAUGUGUGAAGAAUAAAUGGUUAUUUGUGGAGAAAAAAAA